Messenger RNA from Ictalurus punctatus (channel catfish), 3986 nucleotides. It is a transcript of the gene atad1b, whose product is annotated as ATPase family AAA domain containing 1b. Gene Ontology annotation, cellular component: mitochondrial outer membrane. Gene Ontology annotation, molecular function: ATP binding; ATP hydrolysis activity. The record is from RefSeq and is a predicted model, not a curated record. NCBI's taxonomy places the organism in Eukaryota, Metazoa, Chordata, Actinopteri, Siluriformes, Ictaluridae. The transcript is spliced from 11 exons. Bases 171 to 1265 code for a protein of 364 amino acids.
GGCGGCUGACUGAAGGCGCCACACCGGUAAAAGGAGCCAUUUCUUUGCGCCUUUCUCAGAGAACGAACCAGGGGGCGCUGUGCACCUAUUCAGCUGGUUUACAACCGCUCAUUAAAUCCACCGAAGAAGUAAACGCGGAAGAAUUUGCGACUCGGCGAGGCACUUAUGUAAUGAUGGUGUGGAAGGAGAUUCCAGCAGACAAUAUCACCCGUCCCUUGGGUCGCAAUGAGGUUAUCGGUUUACUUUUCCGCCUUACAAUAUUUGGUGCCGUCACCUACUUUACAAUAAAGUGGAUGGUGGACGCUAUUGAUCCAACAAGAAAACAAAAAGUUGAAGCACAGAAGCAGGCAGAGAAACUCAUGAAGCAGAUUGGAGUACAGAACAUUAAGCUGUCUGAGUAUGAGAUGAGCAUUGCAGCCCAUCUGGUGGACCCAUUAAGUAUGCAAAUUACAUGGCGUGAUAUAGCUGGCCUAGAUGACGUCAUAACCGAGUUGAAGGACUCAAUCAUUCUACCCAUCCAGAAAAGUCAUCUGUUUGAAAGGUCAAAGCUGCUUCAGCCUCCCAAAGGAGUGCUACUCUACGGUCCUCCGGGCUGUGGAAAAACUCUGAUAGCCAAAGCUACAGCCAAAGAGGCCGGUUUCCGGUUCAUAAACCUGCAGCCCUCCACUCUGACGGAUAAAUGGUACGGCGAGUCCCAGAAACUGGCCGCAGCUGUCUUCUCACUGGCCAUCAAACUCCAGCCCUCCAUCAUCUUCAUUGAUGAAAUUGACUCCUUUUUAAGAAGCCGAUCCAGUUCGGACCACGAGGCUACUGCCAUGAUGAAGGCUCAGUUCAUGAGCUUAUGGGACGGACUAGACACGGAUUACAAAUGCCAGGUUAUAAUUAUGGGUGCCACCAACCGCCCUCAGGAUCUGGACUCGGCGAUACUUCGCAGAAUGCCCACUAGAUUCCACAUUAAUCAGCCUAAUGUCAAUCAGAGAGAAUUGAUACUGAAGCUCAUCCUGGAGAAUGAGAAUAUUGAGCGUGGCGUGGACCUGCGUGAAAUAGCAAAGGGCACAGAUGGCUUCUCAGGAAGUGACCUCAAAGAGAUGUGUCGAGAUGCAGCUCUCUUCUGUGUACGGGACUUUGUGCAUGCUGAGGACAGGUCAGAAGACGACUACAUCCGACCCAUCCAGCAGACUGACCUGCAAAAAGCCAGUGAAAAGAUGAAAAAGUCCAAAACGGCAGGAAUAGCAAGUGUGCUGCUGGAUACAGCUCUGGACUGAUCCUGAUACUACCGGCCAGGGUAAAUUAUUCCCCAGAAGAUCAUAAUAAAUUUUGUAAGUUUAAAAUGUUUAUCAUAUAAUAUGGUUUGCCUAAGAAGGUGCUCUUGAAACAGCAUAUUUGGUCCCAUCAAUUUUCUCUUUGCAACAUGUCUUUUUUUGCUCUGUUUUUGCCACAUCAUAUUCUAUGCCUUUUAGGUAUUCGCUUUGCUAAGCACUUGCUGCAUGGUGUUUUAGGAGAAUAUUUAUAUAAUUGUACAGGCAACGUGUAUAUAAAGAACCUAGGCCAUAAUUAAUUUCAGACAGUAAAAAAAUAACGGAUAAGGAAGGGAAGAGGAUUCCCUUGUAUUUCUACUUCUUGGUUCAUUUAGGGAAGUAUAUUUACAGAUAGAGUGGAUUAUAUAAGUGUACACACCCCUGUUAAAAUUAGCAUGUUUUUGUGUUGUUUAAAAAUGUGAUCUAGCAACCAAUAAAUUUCCUUCUAAAGCCAUUUCUUUGUUAACUUUUGUGCUUUGAGUCAUUAGUGUGCAGGAAGGUGAAAUUUUCCUUCAGUUGUCCAACCGGAGGCCUGCAGGUUUUUAUGCCAAAAAUAGAUGCAGCCGCCACCAUGCUUCUCUGUAGGUAUUAUGAAUUAUGGCCAGAAAGUUCUAACUUGGUCUCAUCAUUUAGGAGCCUGUUCUCGGUUGUCACUGUGCUGCCCCAUUUUCUACACUCGUUGGUGAUGGCCUUCCUGGUGUUUCGUAGUACAUUCAUACUGAUUGAUACAUUUUAACAAUGACAUCCCGUACAUACUUUCUAAGCACAUUGUAUACAUGGUUUCAGCAGUCAGAUGAAACCAAGAUGAUGUCAAGAAAAUCUGAGUCACUGAAUGGGAUUGGUUAACUCCGAGUACAGCCACCUGCUCCAUUAUAAAAGGGUGUGGACACUUGUACUAGGUUAUUGUAGGUUUUUAAUUUUUCUUCCUAAAACAUUUUUGUUUUUCCACUUGUAUUAUGUUGGUUGCUGUGUCACUGUAAAGGUGUAAAAAUAUCGGACAUGAUUUAUUUAUUUUAUUUUUUAACAUCACAAAAACCUGACAAUGACCUAACGGGUAUGUAAGCUGUUGUGAUGUGUAAUGUGGUAUUUCCUGUAGCGAUAAAUAGGGUUGUACAAACUGUUAUUUUAAUGUUACAUUUAUUAUUUCCAAGCUUGUAUUUCCUACAUUUUUCCCCCCCAUGUUAAUUAAUCUAUCCGUCCUAUGAAAAAAAAAAUGUUCGGAUGUCUUCUCUCUCUCUGUGUGUGUGUGUGUGUGUGUGUGUGUGUGUGUGUGUGUGUGUGUGUGUGUGUGUGUGUGUGUGUGUGUGUGUGUGUGUGUGUGUGUGUGUGUGUGUGUGUGUGUGUGUGUGUGUGUGUGUGUGUGUGUGUGUGUGUGUGUGUGUGUGUGUGUGUGUGUGUGUGUGUGUGUGUGUGUUCUGAAAAUGUUUUCUGCAAAGAGGAAGAAAAGUAGAAUGGAAGUUAAGAUAAACACCAUGAGCAAUCAGUACAGCUCUUAUAGUAUGUAUAUAUUUCUUAGUAAACACUGUAUCUCAAUCUUUUCAAUUUUCUGUUAUUAAAACAAUGCUGAGCAACAGUUUGGACACACACACUGGAAAACAAAUGUUUUGUGUACUACUGGAUUUUAUUGGUAGUAUUAACCAUGAUGAAAACAAUCAGAGAAGAGUACAUACAAGUAUGAAUAAAAGGUACCAUUUAAACUAUUCAUUUACUGUAGUGUAAUAAAUAAGUUAAGGUUGUUACUUUAUCAAGACAAGCCAAUAAACAUUUUUUUCCUCUAUUGUUUUGUCCUUCACAUGGAUCCUAAAGCACUCUGAAUAUCCUUAGACUUGGACAUCAUUUUGAGUUAGAUUUGCAUAAAACCCCCGACAAAAUAAUAUGGAGUAGCCACACGUAGAGGAUGUUCACCAAGCUUUUUUUACGUCAUAGCAAAUAAACAAAUCACAGGUAUGACGCACAAUUUUUGUUUAAUAGCUAAACAUGCUCAUUUCAUGAAACAUACCUCAAAUAAAUUAAAUAGUUUUAAUUAAUGACAUUUUUCCAUAUCAAGUAGAGGGGGAAAAAUGGAAUCACUCAAUGUAUUAAAAUGUAAAUUGAAAUAAUAAAUGUAAAAUAAUUUAAUUUAAUGUAUUUGAUGUAUGAUUCACAAAGGCAGAACGUUCACCCAUUAAAGUGCAGCUAUUAUGGUUUUUAACGUGCCUCAUUUUGUUUUAAAGGUCUCGUACAAUAAAUUUACAUGAAUCCGAGGUCAAAAAACACUUUAAUGUGCUCAUAAUUAAAACUGCAGCAUUACCUUUUUCCCCCCCAGUGUCAAAAACGACUCAUUCAAUGAUCCAUUCAAAAAGAUUCAUUCUAAACUCCUCCUUUCAGAGAGCAUACUCUGCUCUGAUUGGUCAGAUGUCCAAGUCUGUUGUGAUUGGUCUACCGCUGUCGGUGGGUGUCCAAAAAGGAAACGCCCACUACCAUAACAAACAGCUACAUAACACACUACAUGAAAGGUAAUAUCUGAAAAACUAUACUAGGUGCACUUAAAACAAAAAAUGUGAACAUCCUCCAAGUGUGGUGAUUCCAUAAUCAGUUUUCUUUACAUGUACAGGUUAAUCUUGAAUAUGGAUCAACAAUUGCAGGCACAUGACAAAAUGGACGUAUAAAAACAAUGUUAAUUUGAGUAGUUCACAUUGUUUUUUGAGG